AUGGGAAGAAAAGAGGGUACGUUAGGAGAAGAGAUUACCAGGGAACUCGUUACUCCGAAAAAUAAGGAUAUUGAUAUUGAGGAUGUUGAAUUUAAUGAUAAAGCUGUUGAAAGUGAAAGUGAGACUGAAGGGGGAGAAGAAUCAGACGAGGAGUUAGAAAAGGAGCAUUAUGUUAGGGUUGCGAAGAGUAAGCUGAGACGAGAUGGUGUUAAGUUAGGAAGGGAGUAUGUAGGAGAGAGAACCUCGAGGUCUGAGGUAUUUGGAGAGGGUGAUGGAGAGGGUGACGUUAGUGAAGAUGAUGGUGAUGGUGAUGGUGAAGGUGAUGGUGAAGGUGAAGAUGAUGACGACGAUGACGACGUUGACGCUGACGACGCUGACGAUGACGACGUUGAUCAAGUUGAUGAUGACGAUGACGACGUUGACGCUGACGAUGACGACGUUGAUCAAGUUGAUGAUGACGAUGACGACGCUGACGAUGACGACGUUGACGCUGACGCUGAUCAAGCUGAUGAAGAAUACAAAAGAAAGCAAGUAGGAAAACUUCUUGAAAGAGAAAAGAAACAGAUCAUUGGCAGACUCACUUCGUCCGCCAAAGAGGAUGCAUUGAAAGGCUACUUUGUGCUUCAGCAGUAUCGACUUUUUGACAGAAUCUUGGAUGCAAGAAUUAAGCUACAGAAAGCUCUGAUAAGCAGUAAUCAGUUGCCGAUUGAUGCAGAAGCCUAUUUGGAGUAUAAGAGCGACGAAACCGAUCAUAAGAUUGGUAAAGUUAAGAAAGCAUUGGCAGAGCUAACUACAAAAAUAUUGAUUGCAAGGGCUAAGCUCUAUGAAAAGGAUGGUAUUAGUAAUGUAAAGAAGAGGAAGUUUUCGGAUUAUUUGAACGAGUCUGAGCAAAUGGAUACCAUUUUGAAACCUUAUAGAAAAAGCAUCUUAAUGAAAUGGUCCGGGAGGGUUCAAUCUGCUUCUGGCUCCAGCGCAUUAAAUGCUGGAAAGUUCAAGACUAUCAAUCAAAACGUUUACAUUCAACUAGAGAGCAAUAUGCAGGAUAUGGAUCGAUUGGUUAAAAGGACCCGGAUGAAUAGACGUCGUGUGAUACCUCUUGGAUAUGAGAAAAGAAUGGAAGAGUCUCGAAAGGAAACAGAAGGUAAUGUUGAUGAGGAUGAUGUGAAAGAAGAAGAAGAGGAGGAGGAAAAGGAGGCUUACAGUAACAUUGACAAAUCUCUUCAAGAAAACCCAUACAUCUUUGAUGAUGACGACUUUUAUCGUGUGUUAUUGAACGACAUGGUGGAUAAAAAGAUUGGUGAUAAGCAGAGUGCAUCAUCCGCUGCUAUUGUAACGUUGUCAAGAAGUAAAGUGCAGAAAAAUUAUGAAAGAAUGGCCACUAAAGGAAGAAAGAUUAAAUACACAGUUCAGGAGCCGCUUAGAAACUUUGAAGCACCUAUUUCGAGUCAGUAUAGGUGGGAUGAUGAUCAGAUCGACCAGCUCUUUGCAUCAUUGUUAGGACAGAAGGUUAGUAUGGCGGAAGAAGAAGAGGGAGACUUUCAGGAGACGGGAGAAGCAGACAAGCCUGCGGAGGAAAUUACGGCGCUUAGAAAGUCUUCGUUGAAGCUUUUCGGUUAG
Brettanomyces nanus is the source of this 1617-nucleotide messenger RNA. RefSeq lists its product as uncharacterized. The record is from RefSeq and is a predicted model, not a curated record. Gene Ontology annotation, cellular component: nucleolus; nucleus. The transcript has a single exon. Bases 1 to 1617 code for a protein of 538 amino acids. Gene Ontology annotation, biological process: maturation of SSU-rRNA from tricistronic rRNA transcript (SSU-rRNA, 5.8S rRNA, LSU-rRNA). Lineage: Eukaryota; Fungi; Ascomycota; Pichiomycetes; Pichiales; Pichiaceae.